Liolophura sinensis is the source of this 2898-nucleotide messenger RNA. Its product is annotated as L-sorbose 1-dehydrogenase-like. The record is from RefSeq and is a predicted model, not a curated record. NCBI's taxonomy places the organism in Eukaryota, Metazoa, Mollusca, Polyplacophora, Chitonida, Chitonidae. Gene Ontology annotation, molecular function: flavin adenine dinucleotide binding; oxidoreductase activity, acting on CH-OH group of donors.
CGUACUUAUUCGCAAGGUCACUCAAAUUAGCACAUGGUGGCUAUUUCGGCGUAAGUCGUUUCAACAGAGAGGAUGGAAAAAAACGGACUUCACGGGGAGGUGCAGCCAGUCUAUGACUUCGUUAUUGUUGGUGCAGGUGCAUGUGGGUGUGUUCUGGCCGCCCGACUCUCAGAGAAUCCAUUCCGCACCGUGCUGCUGCUCGAAGCCGGUGGGGAUGACCGUGAAAUACCGGAAAAUAGCCGUGCCAGGGAAAGCCCCACAUUGUCCGAAUGGUUUAUCUUCUAUCAAACACCUCUAUUUCGUAGAUUUGUAACAUUCCCGUGGAAAGAUACUGGAGGUUCUGGCUCCAUCAACUACAUGAUGUUCAUGCGAGGCACGCCGCACGACUUCGACACCUGGAAGAACAUGGGCUGUACAGGGUGUUACGCUGAUGUCCUUCCUUACUUUAAAAAAUCUGAACGUUGCCUUAUUACCCGCGGUAAUGACGGCCCAAUGAUAGUGAGUGAAGCUAGAAUGACACCUUUCUCCCAAGUGUUUGUUCAAGCCGGAGAAGCCAUGGGAUAUCCGGAAACGGACUGCAACGGCCCAAAUCAUUUGGGUAAAAAACGUUUUAUGGUGGUACAGUCUAACAUUGGGGACGGGGUCAGACAAAGCUCUAGUGAGGUCUUUCUAAGACCGGCUUUAGGGAGAGAUAACCUCCACGUGGUUACCCAUUGUCACGUGACUAAGGUUAUUACGGACAACAAGAUUGCACGCGCCGUGGAGUACGUGCGUACCUCGACCCGACAGACAUACACGGUGAGGGCACGCCAGGAGAUCGUCCUGUGUGGUGGAGCCGUGGGUUCCGCUCAGCUGCUCAUGUUGUCUGGGAUAGGCCCGGCCGACCAUCUCAGAUCCUUCGGGAUAGAGGUGAUCGCCGACCUUCCUGUGGGAGACAACCUCCAAGACCAUGUAGGGGUGGUAGGGAUAGAGUUUGAAAUUGAUAAACCAUACGCUGCUUUACCGAAGGACUUCGACUCCCAGGCUAAUAUCGACCGAUACGACAAAAUACGAGCAGGACCCCGAGCGACAAAUAUACUGGACGCGGUCGGAUUGAUUCGGACCGAUGUUCAAGAUCCUGGAAAUCCAAACCCGGACAUAAGCAUUAUAAACCUUUGUUCUUUGUAUGGAGCCGGUGAGGAGUCCAGAUUGAAAGUCAUCACUGGAAUGAAAGAUGAGAUAUGGGAUGUCAUGUUCGCUGAUAAUCUUGGAAAACACGGCUUCAGCGUCAACAUUGGAGUGACGCAUCCAAAGAGCCGUGGUACAAUCAGACUAAGGGACGCACAUCCCACUUCUCAUCCCGAAAUCAACCAUAAGGCCUUGUCACACCCAGAUGAUGUCAGAACCCUCGUAGCAGGCAUUAAGUUUAUGCUGAAGUUUGGACAAACGAAACCGAUGAAGGAUAUAGGAGCUCGGUUUACAGCCCGAAUCCUUCCUGGGUAUACAAAAACACCGUUUACGGAUGAAUAUUGGGAGGAGUUUGUCCGAACUUUAACCUUUAUGACGUACCACCCCUCGGGAACAUGCCGCAUGGGUCGGGUGGAAGACUCGACAACGGUGGUGGAUCCACAACUUCGGGUGAAAGGUGUAGAGAGACUCCGCGUGGUCGAUGCCUCCAUCAUGCCACUGAUUACCUCUAUGAACCUCUAUGCCCCCAGUGUAAUGAUUGCAGAGAAGGCUGCCGACAUGAUUAACAGGAAGGGACUCCUGUCAAAUCUCUAACCCUCGGGGAACUACAGCAUCGGGUGUCUCAACUGACUGCUUCGGAAAAUAAAGAUAAAACAGUUUAAAGAAUAAACUUGGGAAGUGAGCCUGAACAUAUCUGCCGUGACUGCUCUGUAUAUUAAUUAACCACGAAUUUAAUGUGUUUAUUAGUAUCCAUGCAGUAUUAGAAUAAUGCAAACUGAUUGUAGCUAUACUAUCCGUAGUUUAUCCAGAUGUUUCAAUAAGUAUGAAGUCACCAGGGCCUAUUUAAAAUGUUAUAUAUACAAUGCACGAUGCAAUGUUUCAUAUCGGUGAUUCUAAAUAAAAAAAGUAACACGGAGAGCAUAAGUCUACAAAAGUAAAUAUAAAAUGAUAUGGGUAAUGAAAGUAAAUGUUCAUCUGCAUAAACCGCAUGAGUAAUGCGUUGUAGGAUGAUCGCUAGUUCAAUAUAAGACUGCUUCUAUUGAUAAGGGAAAUUUAACGAAACCGAUAAAAUAUAAAAUGUCUUUGAAUGGUAAUUUGCUUAGCAAAAGUUGGACAAAUACCUUUUCUAUAUCGCAGUUGCUAUUUCUUCAUUCAGAUGACUGCUUUGAGUAAUUAUAUUUCAAAAGCAUGUAAUCAAAAAUUAGAUUUGUUGACAAAAGUUGAUCUUGUGGUCAAGAUCAUAGACGUGAUUUUAUGUUUUUUGAUUUAAUAUGACAUACAAAAGUCGAGCAGACACCUCGGCAGAAUAACUUCAAAAUUAAACCGACAAAUGAAUAAAUUCAAUACCAGGAUACAUCGUUUGGGACAGCCAUGGACGUGAAAUUGUCAAUACAAGAACAAGUUGGUAGUAUAAAUGCUGUAUAUUCUAUGUAAUAAAUGAAAUACAUUUAUUUCUUCACUUAUUACAUGCUUAGCUAUGCCAAGAAGGUAGUAAACGUGGCAUGCAGGGUUCAUUACAAUAUGAAUUCGAUAUUCUCAUCUGUACAAGCUCAGUUUUGUCACAUAUAAUUUGACUCUUCUCACUGAUUAACCGAGUUGCUCGACUCCGCACGUUUGUUGUCACGCUGUAUAAAGCUUAAUACACCGGUAUUUUGUAGAACAUAUGUGCGAAAAGGAGGUCAGAAUAACAGACCUACGUGACACGUUUAUAGCACGGACAAUUACAUUUGU